This is a messenger RNA of Cyphellophora europaea CBS 101466, 798 nucleotides long. RefSeq lists its product as uncharacterized. Bases 1 to 798 code for a protein of 265 amino acids. The transcript has a single exon. NCBI's taxonomy places the organism in Eukaryota, Fungi, Ascomycota, Eurotiomycetes, Chaetothyriales, Cyphellophoraceae. The record is from RefSeq and is a predicted model, not a curated record.
AUGUCGCCUCCGCAGCAACCGCGGCCCCCCAGAAGACGCACUCGCGCCCAGGCUUUCGCCGCAGGGUCUUCACGUCCCAGCGUUGCAGAUGCAUCCACCGAGAUGCGGACUUCGCCUCCGAGGUCUCAGACACCGCUGUACACUCCACCGACAGGCACAGGCCUCGAGGACACGAAGCCCCCGCUUUGGUCGAUCCAAUACAGUGUCCUAGAGACGGAGGAGCCGACUACGCCAGGAAACACAUCCAAGAGAAGACGCAAAGACAGGAAGAGAGCCAUGGGUCAGAAAUAUCCCGAACAUCCACACGACGACGACGAUCUCGGUCUGCCGAUUUUCCAAGACUCGUACAUGACCAGAAUCCUGCCCCAGAUCGCAGCUCUCGGUGUCAAGCCAGAUACACAACUUCAAACUCCUUUCGAGCGCGCACCGAACCAUCCUGGACCAUCCCCAACCGUGUCGGCAUCAGACUAUUCUCUGGAGACUGGAAGGGUGCAGGCUCAUAUUGUGCCACGAAAGUACGCGAUGACACAAGCAAGAUUUCGCGUCGUCUCCAAAGCAGGCACGCGUGUGUUUCUUCAGCCACAGCUCGGCUUUGGAAUAUCGUCGACGUACAAGCGGGUCUCUCAAGAUGGUGUAGCUAUCUCGGCAAAGGACGUUCAAUACGACAACGAUGUGCAGGGAAUCGUGUUUGCAGACUGGAUCGAGCCUAAACGCGAAGGCAUGCUCAAGGAGCAAGACCGAUUGACAAAGCUGUGGGCCAACAAGGUAAGGAGCUAUCGAAAAGCCAUGAGACGAUGA